AUGUAUAGCGCAAAUACAUCACAUUUUUCAGAUCAACUACGUCUUCUCAUUGUUCUAUCGAAAUUUAUAAAAGGGACUAAUUGCUUUAAAUUCUUGAAAAGAAGACUCCCUUCGUCUUGCACUAAACGGUUAGAUGAACUUGCUAAUCUGAAGUGCAAAAUUGCAUCGGAAAAGGUAAAACUGGAGUUUUAUAAAACUUGCAUUAAUUCACACAUAUUUCCAAGACAUCUCUAUAAAUUCUUACGAUCUAAUAAGUUACAACCAAAUGUGUCUAAUCUUUUGCGUCUGGCGAAAUCUCAUAAAGAAAAAUGUAAUGAUAUGUUGAAUAAACUAAUUGAACUUCAUACUCAGGCAUCAUGCGUAUUAUCUAAUCUCUCUCUUCUAUGUCGUAUUAAAUUUAUGAAUUUUUGCAGUACUGUGGUUGCUAAAACAAAUCAUACUACUAAACAAAAGCUGAGUAAAACUCUUGUGUAUGAUAAUGAUGGAAAUUUAUUUCAAUUUAACCCGGAUAAAUAUGUAUCAAAUUUAUCAACUGUUAGGCUUUCUGUAUUCGAGAAAGAAGCUCUAUCACUCGGAUUUAAUUUCUCCGUUGCACAUACCAAGAUUUCUGAUCUGUCGAUAGAUGCUCAAUUUGAAAGUCUUUAUGAUCAGUUGAACCCUCUUGUCCCAACCACCCUGGAUAGGAAAAAUUGGUUAAAGGUGAAAUUGGUUGACGUUGCCCACCACUUUCACGGAUCUCAAGUCAGACAAAGAAGUAUUUUGACUCCUAAACAUUUCGCUGCGUUAAAAAACCUCCAAUGUAGGUCAGAUAUUGUGAUCCUCAGACCUGACAAAGGUUCUGGGGUGGUCGUUAUCAAUAAAUGUGAAUAUAAAGACAAAAUGUUAUCUAUACUGGGUGAUCAAAGUAAAUUCUUACAGGACGUUUCUUCUAAUAUUAAUGUUAGAAAAUUGGAAUCCAGAGUGAAGUCCAAUCUAUUAAAGCUUCUUAAAAUGAACGUCAUAAACAACGAGGAGUUUAAUAUACUAAAACCCUCGGGUUCAGUUCUCCCGAAUUUAUAUGGAUUACCUAAAAUUCAUAAACCUAAUAUUCCAUUACGACCAAUUUUGUCUAUGAGUGGUUCUCCCACACACGAGCUAGCUAAAUGGUUAGUAAAACUGUUAAACCCAAUUCGUGCUAAUCUAUGUAGGAGUAAUCGAACAAUGCAAUCAAUGGUCAAUGAACAUGUACCCAGAUGGCUUCAAAAUCAGUGUGUGUCAAAUGAUCCGAUCAAUGUAGGCGGUAGAAAACCAUGUUCAUCGAUAGCAAAACACAUUAUUGAGACGGGGCACAAAAUUAACAUUAAUACAGCAUUUAGAAUGUUGUAUAGAAAUUGUCAAGGUCGAAUUCUUAAGUUUAUUGAAGCCUUAGCUAUUCGUAAAUUUAACCCCCCCUUAUGUGUACAAAAACAAUUUGUCGUAACCUUGAAUUUACCUUGGUAA
Schistosoma rodhaini is the source of this 1479-nucleotide messenger RNA. NCBI's taxonomy places the organism in Eukaryota, Metazoa, Platyhelminthes, Trematoda, Strigeidida, Schistosomatidae. The record is from the annotation of a GenBank genome assembly.